AAUUAGAACAAUAUAAAAAAUUAAAUCAAUGCAAUUUAAUUUAUAAUAUUGAAGAAUCAACGAAUAUGAUUAAUGCAUUAAAAUUACUACAUUUAAAGUCAAAAAAUUCUCAUAUUUCAAAUGAAAAUUUUGAAGAAAUAUUAAAAAUUUUCAAUUGCAAUGGUCCUACAUUAUAUUCGACAAAAAAAUUUCUUCAAAAUAUAGUCAAUAUUGAUAUUUUAUUUGUUGAUAUGUGUAUUAAUUCCUGUAUAGCUUUUACAGGUGAAUAUAUAGAAGAAACACAAUGUCCUAUAUGUUUUGCUGCUAGAUUUAGAGAAGAAAAUGUACCCUUUAAAACAGCUGCAUAUUAUCCAUUAAUUCCUCGAUUAAGAUUUCAGUAUGCAAAUUUAGAAAGAUCAAAAACUUUUAGAUAUCGCUCAAAUUAUAUAUUUAAUACUGAUCGUUUUUAUCAUCUCCAUUUUGUUUCAACUUUAUCUACACAAAUUUCUCCUCCUCAACCAUUAAAGCAAUUUCAUUCACGACAAGUUGUUUGGAUUAAAGAUGGAGAAGAAGAACUCUGGGCACCUAGUUUAGAUUAUAUUUUAAAUAAUAGAGAGUUUAUUGCAUUAUCAAAUUUUUAUUAUGCAAAUUUAAAAGAGCCUAUUUUAGAAUUAAAUGAUUGGGGUGUAAAAUAUGCCAAAUUUCGUACAAGAGAAGGGUAUAUGCUAGGUUCUUUAAUGUCAAAAGUAGCAGCUAAUGCACGUGAUAAUUCUUGUGUACUGUAUGAACUUGAAGUAAAUAUUGCCAAGCCAAGAGAAGCUAAAAAAUAUGAACUGCAACAAUUUUUUGGUCGUGUGCAAUUUUAUUUUUAUUAUAUGUUCCGAGGAAAAUAUCAAUUAUUUGCAUAUAUUCAAAAUGCAAAAAAUGCUCGAAAAGGAUUAUAUGGAUUAUAUAGUUUUGAAGAAUUUGGUGAUUAUGAAUUUGUUGAUGUGUCAAUGCUACGAAGAUGUGUGGGUUUUAUGAAG
Dentiscutata erythropus is the source of this 1004-nucleotide messenger RNA. The record is from the annotation of a GenBank genome assembly. NCBI's taxonomy places the organism in Eukaryota, Fungi, Glomeromycota, Glomeromycetes, Diversisporales, Gigasporaceae.